AUGCGUUGGACCCUCUCUGCUAUCACAGGUGCAGCCGCCCUUGCUCUGACUGGAAGUACACCACCCCCUCCUCCGCCAGAGCUUAUAGAGGUUAUUGAGCUCCCCUUGCCCCCAGUAGCCCCAAGUAACGCUACGGGCGCAUGUACCGCCUCUAUCAACCCCCAUCGCACCGGUUGUAUUGGCAAAGUCUCGGAUUCAUUUCAAGCUGGCGAUUUCACACCGGAUGGAAAUCAUGUCGCUGUCACUGUGGAGUUCAUCGGUGCCCCCAUGCCUCCUGAUUCAUCUAGCAUAUACACCGGCGAACAACUCAUUCUUGUUAAAACAGACGGCACCAACUUUGCAAACGGAGACCCCUGGAAGUGUCUAAGUUGUGAUGUUCCUUCGAAGAAUGCGCGAUCUAUUGAUGCCUCCAAGGACUAUCCUCAUAUCGCUCGAAAUGCUCGCCAGGCGCUCUGGGGUCACAAUAUUGUUGAUUGUGGUGGUCUUCCACUCGUUAGCGACCUAUGUUCACCGAACAAAACACAUAUCUACCCGAUUCAUUGGCCCACGUCCAUCAAUGGCUCCGGUACACCGCGAGAAAUGCGAAUGCACCCCGACGACACUCACAUGGGCUGGAGUUCUUUCACAUCCGGUGGCGAAAACUCCUAUUACGGACGGCUGCAAUUCAACCCACACCCCACCAACGGAACUCUUCGUGUUGCUCGAUACGAUUUAGUGGAUGUGAACCUUCUCGUUCAAUCGAAUGGAGAAUCUUCGAUCAUGGCAGAUGGCUCGGAAUUGAAACUCCACAACCAAGCCAUUCUAGUUGGUGAAUUGCGAGGAUUCAGCGGCUCCGGAGAUGAAAUUUUGUAUAUUGGAGCCACACGCGAUGCAAACAACAUUGAUAUCAUGUCCGUUCAUCUGACCACUGGUGUAGUUCGCCGUCUCACCAGUCACCCCGAAUACGCAGAUCCGGUCUCAUUCUCACACGACGAUCAAUGGUUUGUGACGAUGGACACCCGAGGUUCAGAUCGUCAAAUGUGGAUGUCAGGAAUGCGCCAUGUUCCCCCCUUAAUUGAUAUGGUCGCCACAACUGCAGCUGCAUCCACACGCAACAAUGGUGUUCGUCGCUUCUUCCAGCCAAUCUUGAUCGAUCGCCAUGGAGAUCGAGGUGAAUACUUUGGUCAACAUGUCAAUUACAAUGGUGAUGGUAGUGAAGGCAGUGUCAAUGAUCCCAACUGGAACGGCAGAGCAGAUCCCGCCUUCUCUCCUGAUGGAACACGCAUUGUGUUCUGGCAGAGUCUGGUAGUAUCCCCUGCAUGUGGAGGGGAGAACCCUCUCCCUUGUCCGCUAUCCACGGCACAAGGCGGUCGAACAUAUCGGGUGAUGCUGGCGCGACUGUCAAACAGAAAACCCACGGAGGAGGCCACUGUCUUUGAUGCCCCAGAUCAGAUUCCAUGGGCCACUCCGUUCCCUCUCGGUGCAAGUGUGCCCACGCCCUAUAGUCUACCCGCUGGUAAUUUUACACUCAAUGGCCAAUCGUGUGGCUAUGCCAACGUUACUUUGGUGAAAGAUUCAAAGGUUGGUAUUUUGAAAACCGUGUCUGUGAAGUACAAGAAUUACUCAGACGACGGAGUUCAUUUCCUCAAUGGUCAGGAGUCAGUGACUCAGACACUGGACGUGUCAGAUCCCUGGGGAAAUCAUUUGGAUUGGUACUCUGAUCUCGUACAAGUUGGUGCGCAGAAUGCAACAAAGAAGUCUGGUCCUGAUGGAUUUCAUCUUUCUAUCAAUGCACUCGAAAAUAUCUUCAAUGCAAAUGGUACAUUGACAACGACUGUUGGUGGCGUGGCAUAUAACCAACCCCUCAACAGAGCUUGA
Molecule: messenger RNA, 1857 nt
Organism: Penicillium antarcticum
Lineage: Eukaryota; Fungi; Ascomycota; Eurotiomycetes; Eurotiales; Aspergillaceae
Exons: 1
Coding region: 1-1857 (618 amino acids)
Source: RefSeq, a predicted model, not a curated record